Messenger RNA from Periconia digitata, 457 nucleotides. The record is from the annotation of a GenBank genome assembly. Lineage: Eukaryota; Fungi; Ascomycota; Dothideomycetes; Pleosporales; Periconiaceae.
UUCCUCCGCCCGCCGACCACCCCCGCAACACCACAUAUCUGUCGAGUGCUCGUUCGUCAUAUAGAAGGUCUUGUCCCCAGCCUUUUCGCCCUUUCCUUGACGUUCUUGCGGAUAGUCUCCUCUCACUUUACCACCUCCGACAUCUACAUUGCGCUACCUGCAACACAACUCCCGAACAACAUCGACACCACCGCCCAGCAUGCCUCAAGCACAGCCGGAGCUCAAGAAAUAUUUGGAGAAGCGCGUCCUAGUGCAUCUCAAUGGAAGCCGGAAAGUGAUGGGAGUACUACGCGGGUACGAUGUUUACUUGAACAUCGUUCUCGAUGAAGCUCUUGAGGAGAAGGGUGGAGGCCAGCGCGAGCGCAUCGGCAUGGUGGUCAUUCGAGGAAACGCGGUGGUGUUGCUCGAGGCACUCGACCGCAUCAAUACCGACGAUCACAAGCGAGCAAGGGAUUGA